AUGUCCUCGUGCUCCGGUAACCCCUCCAACUGCGGCUUCUGUGGCGUCCAGUCCACCGAGCACGGCUGCGCCAAGACCGACGUCGCCGGCUGCGCCGCCAACCCCUCGCAGUGCACUGCUUGCCAGGGCAACGGCUGUCUCGCCACCGAGUGCACUGGUAACCCCGGCACGUGCAAGGCCUGUACCGCUGGCCACUUUUCGAGCUGCCGCAAGGCCGAGCUCAGUGCCACCGAGGGCAUUGAGCGCGUCCGCAGCUAG
This is a messenger RNA of Apiotrichum porosum, 258 nucleotides long. RefSeq lists its product as uncharacterized. NCBI's taxonomy places the organism in Eukaryota, Fungi, Basidiomycota, Tremellomycetes, Trichosporonales, Trichosporonaceae. The transcript is spliced from 3 exons. The coding region runs from base 1 to 258 and encodes 85 amino acids. The record is from RefSeq and is a predicted model, not a curated record.